Magnolia sinica is the source of this 1158-nucleotide messenger RNA. RefSeq lists its product as uncharacterized. The coding region runs from base 269 to 784 and encodes 171 amino acids. The transcript has a single exon. The record is from RefSeq and is a predicted model, not a curated record. NCBI's taxonomy places the organism in Eukaryota, Viridiplantae, Streptophyta, Magnoliopsida, Magnoliales, Magnoliaceae.
UUUGUGGUUCUAAUAGGUGUAGUAGGAAGAAGAUGAAUGAAGGUGAGAAACCCUAGUGAAACUAACUAGUUUAUCAACUAUAAACAAAGAAGAAGAAGAAGAAGAAGAAGAAGAAGAUAAACGGCGGUUGUGCAAUAGCUCUCUCUAUAAACACCAAAAAAAGAAAAAAGAAAAAGGUGCACGCCUUAUUUUCUUUCUCCUCACUUUCUCUUUUAUCUCCUUCAUCUCAUCAACAAGCCAAUGAAAAAAAGAAAAGAAAAGAAAGAAAAUGAAGCCAGUAACAAGAAGAGUAAUUUCAUCACAUCCCAUAUCACUAUCAAAAGCCGCCCGAGUCCUUUCUCGAUUCGUGUCCACCAACACCUCUUCAUCCAUGUCUUCCCAUGCCCUUUCUGCCUAUUUGAAACGCUCUUCCUCUUCCUUCAACGAGCUACUCCAAUUCCACAGGGACCUCAAAUCCUUCCAAUUCCCCUCCAAGAGCCACAACGGUAACAAACAGACCCUUCCUGAGACGGUCCAUCUCGGAGCUAGUCCAACAGCUGCUGCUUCACCUCCACGAGGUGACGGGAUUCCGGAUUCUUUUCAUGGAGGAAGGAAGAGAGAGUGGAAGAUGGGGAGGGAUGAGAGAGAAGGAGGAGGGAGUGGUGCAGAUGUUUGUGUCGAUGAUAUGUAUGAGAGGAGUGAAAUAAAGAAGAGGAAAAAUGUUGAGGCCGGAGACGGAUUGGAUAAUGGUAAUGAAGAUUCUUCCGGGGCAAAGAGGAAGAAGAAAAAGAAGAGGAAGGAUUAGUUGUUAGUGAUGAUGAAUUCGAUGAUGCUGACUCUCUUUUUAAGUGUUUAACAACUUCAAUUAUUGAUCAAAAGAUCUUCUAGUUCUUGAAUUGCCAGAGCAGGCUUUUUUUUAAAGGAAUUUGUGUCGAAGAUUAUUUUUUGGGGCUACUUUUUUUCAUGGGAAGCCUUUUCUUAGAUUCUAUUGUGUAACUUCAAAGAAAUGGUAUUCAUACCUUCAGUGGCAAUGGGAAUUGUAAUAUUCAUUUUUGAAUCGCAGUUUUAUGGUGUUGAUCUUGUAGUCCGCUCACAAGCAUCAAAUAUUUUUAUUUCUUAUUGUUGUUUCAUUUCUCUUCAGAUAUGUUGGGAAUGCAAAGUGAAGCUAUUAUUGUGAUG